Messenger RNA from Mytilus trossulus (common blue mussel), 1389 nucleotides. RefSeq lists its product as uncharacterized. Lineage: Eukaryota; Metazoa; Mollusca; Bivalvia; Mytilida; Mytilidae. The transcript has a single exon. Gene Ontology annotation, cellular component: extracellular matrix. The record is from RefSeq and is a predicted model, not a curated record. Bases 1 to 1389 code for a protein of 462 amino acids. Gene Ontology annotation, molecular function: catalytic activity. Gene Ontology annotation, biological process: larval heart development; cell adhesion involved in heart morphogenesis.
AUGUUAAUAUUGAUCCUCCUACUUGCAGGAGAUAUAGAACUCAAACCAGGACCAAGAACGAAACAACAAAGCGUAUAUCCAUGUGGAUUAUGUGAACAUCCAGUUACAUGGAACUGCCAAGGGGUAUGCUGUGAUGACUGCAGCAUCUGGCAUCACAAAUCAUGCAUAGAACUAUGCUCCACAGAUUAUGAUUUAUUACAGAGAUCAAAUGUACAAUGGUUAUGCUGCAAAUGCGAGACCAUCAAUGUAUCAACCUUCACUUUUCACAGCUAUGAGCCCAACACUUCAAACUAUUAUGAACCUCUUACACACAACAGUACUUUCGAAUCCAUCACAUCAAAUGCUUUUAGCCCACUUAAAACCAGCAGCCCAAAAGGAAAUAACUCCACAAACACUUCAUCACCAAAAAGCAGUAAAAGCAAAAACAGAACCACCAGCAGUAACGUAUUCAACAUUGAAACAAAGCGUAACCUAAGAAUACUAACACUAAACUGCAGAAGCAUCAAAGACAAGACUUCUGAAUUUACAGCAGCUGUAAACUACAUCAAACCGGACAUCAUCUGCGGCACAGAAUCUUGGCUAAAAGGAGUUAAACCAGGAAAAAACCCGACGCAAGACGCAAUAAAAUCAAGCGAAGUUUUCCCUGAAAACUAUGUAGCAUAUCGGAACGACAGGGGUACACUAGGGGGAGGAGUAUUUGUCCUUGAACAAAACGACAUAGUAGCAGUAGAAAAACCAGAACUAGUAACAAAGUGCGAGAUUGAAUGGGUGAAAAUACAACUGAAAGACCAAAAAGAAUUAACAAUAGGCUCAUUUUAUAUGCCUCAUAGAAACAUGAAUGAUAUAAAAGAACUUGAUAAAUCACUAGAACAGAUCUCCAAUAAAAAUACCAAUUUCAUACUUACUGGAGACUUCAACUGUCCAGAUAUUGAUUGGAACACAAUGUCAAUAAACCCAAACGCACAAGAUAAAGAAAUACAAAAAGCCCUUAUUGAAGUCCUAAUGUCACAAGCGAUCACUCAGAUCCAUGAAACACCAACAAGAGGUGAAAAUCUACUGGACAUAGUGUUAAACACCAACCCAUCACUAAUCAAAACAUCAACAAAUGCUCCAGGUAUAUCUGACCACGACAUGAUCAUAACAGACUGUGAUACAAAACCACACUACCAGAGUAAACGGCCACGUAAAUGUAAAUGCUACAUUUACUCGAAAGCAAAAUGGGAAGAUCUCCAUGAAGAACUGGAUACAUUAUCCAACAAAAUCAGGGAUAUGAACCACAACAAUGCCACAGUUCAAGAAUUAUGGGACACAUUUAAAUACGAACUCUACGUAAAUUUGGACAAGAACAUACCAUCAAAACUCAUCCGCUCUAAAGCAAGCUUACCCUAG